Fonsecaea erecta is the source of this 465-nucleotide messenger RNA. RefSeq lists its product as hypothetical. Lineage: Eukaryota; Fungi; Ascomycota; Eurotiomycetes; Chaetothyriales; Herpotrichiellaceae. The transcript has a single exon. The coding region runs from base 1 to 465 and encodes 154 amino acids. The record is from RefSeq and is a predicted model, not a curated record.
AUGUGCUUCGGAAACAGCAAAACUAUAGACGAUCCGACCCAACCGGCGGUGCGCUCCACCAACCUGUGGAGUCACAAGGUCCACGAUCCUACGCAACAACCCAUCUACACGACCGAAUCCAACGACGCUGAGAUGACCAGGAUGCACAGUGCAGGCAGGAAGGAGCGCAAGGGAGGCCACAAGGACCGUCCAGAAUUCGUCGAUAUGACCGACGAGAGCAACAUGCAGGGCCCAAGGAUGAAGGAGCGCAGAGCAAGCCACAAAGACCGGCCAGAAUAUGUCGACGUCACCGAUCGAGAGGUCAAGCCCAAGGCAAGAACGCUGUCUGACUUGGAAGCCGAUGCAGCGCGGCUCGUCCAGAGGGACAGCGGAGAAGCAGUUCCCCGGCGGAAGAAGCCAAGUUGGAACACUUUUGCCUACGGCGCCGGAGUAGGUGCUGUCUUCGCCGCCAAUCCGUCGGGAUGA